GUACUUACUUGUUUACAAAAUCGAGGUUAAUUAGUUCAUUAUUUUGACAGAUAAUUAUUUGAUUUCAUUGAUAUUAAUUUAUCCGUAUGAUUUGCGAGCCUGUCAUUUUUGUUUCGAAAAAGGUCUUGUUCACAGUUGAGACUCUCUCAGGUCUUAACUCUUAAGAGAGUUACUCGUUCAGAAUUCGACAAUCCCCGAAGCAACACUCUCCAAUUCCAAAUAAUCGGUCCCACUAAGAAACAACCACGAAACAACGCCACGCCGGAGUUUCAUCGGUGCUGCCAAAACCGUACAAUAGAACCCAACUUGUCUCUUCUUCAUUCAUUCAUCAUCUAACAUCUAAACUCUAUUUUAGGUUUUCAAUCCAAAAUCAAACUCUUCUUUUAGCCGAUGCAAAAAAUCAACAUAAACAUAUAGAUACAUAUAUAGAUAUAGAUGUAUUCCAGCAAUUUGAUUGGCUUCAUUUUAGCCGUGUUUUCCGGCGCUUUCAUCGGCUCCAGUUUCAUCAUAAAGAAAAAAGGUCUUCAACGGGCCGGUCUUAACGGCACUCCUGCUAGUGUCGGAGGAUAUGGUUAUCUUCUUCAACCUCUUUGGUGGAUCGGAAUGAUUACCAUGAUUGUUGGAGAGAUUGCGAAUUUUGUAGCAUACAUUUAUGCUCCGGCGGUGCUUGUUACCCCGCUCGGUGCUUUGAGUAUUAUUGUUAGUGCUGUUUUGGCUCAUUUCAUGUUGGGUGAGAAGUUACAGAAAAUGGGCAUGCUUGGGUGUCUUCUAUGCAUUGUCGGAUCCACUGAGAUUGUGCUCCAUGCACCCCAAGAAAGAGCUCUUAAUUCUGUGCUAGAAAUAUGGCUUUUGGCUGUUCAACCAGCAUUUCUCUUGUACACAGCCUCGGCAAUUGCUGUAGCAUUCUUUUUGAUUUUGUAUUGUGCACCUCGCUAUGGCCAAACUAAUAUCUUCAUUUAUAUUGGAAUAUGCUCCAUAAUUGGAUCCUUGACUGUCAUGAGUGUAAAAGCAAUUGGCAUUGCCAUAAAACUUACACUAGAUGGUGCAAACCAGUUUGUCUACUUCCAGACAUGGAUUUUUACAAUGGUUGCCAUUUCCUGCAUCGUGACUAGUUUAAAUUACCUUAAUAUGGCAUUGGAUACUUUCAAUACAGCAGUCGUUUCUCCAAUCUAUUAUGCCUUGUUCACAUCUUUUACAAUAUUAGCCAGCGCAAUUAUGUUUAAGGACUAUUCUGGACAAAGUAUAAGCAGUAUUGCAUCAGAGCUAUGUGGUUUCAUCACUGUUUUAUCUGGAACAACUGUAUUGCACAGUACUAGAGUACCAGAUUCUCCAGCCAAUACAGAUGUGUACAGUCCCUUGUCUCCAAAAGUAUCAUGGUAUAUCCAAGGCAACGGUGAAUCUUGGAAACAGAAGGAUGAAGAUGGACCGCCCCUUAAUUUAAUUACGGUUAUCCAGCAAGAUCAUUUCAAGUGAUACUGAAAUCUUAAACUGGUAGAACAAUAAAUUAGAUCCAUUCAUUGCUAUCCUGCUAUUGAGUUAGACAGGGCCAUAUUUUUCUCAUUCUCAGAGCUCUUCGGCUUAGUUACACUAUGAAACAGAAAUGUGGCUGGCUUUUGUACAUUAAGCAAAAGAAAGGUAACUAUGUUAUAGGGUUUGGCUCUGUGAUCCCCAUCCAUUUGUGCAGCAAGGCAGAUAUAGUGUUUUUUUUUGUGUGGUAGCAUAUAUUCAAUGAAAGCUUGAGUUCUAUCAUCUGAAAUUGUGGAGAUAGUGUGUAUUCUAGUUUGUAUUAAUAGUAGUUGUUGUUGUACUACAUGUUGUUUGUUAAUUGUUUAGCUGUACAUUAAUAUUUAUUUUUUACCCUUUUUCUUUCCCCAUUAUACUCAUUUUAUUAUUUUAUUUAUGUCCCCACCUUGUAUUUUCAUAUUGUUAAGUUAACUGAAUUAUUUAAACAACAAAAUUAGCUACACAAUCCACUUGGGUUGUUCUUGUGACCUGA
Molecule: messenger RNA, 1996 nt
Organism: Trifolium pratense (red clover)
Lineage: Eukaryota; Viridiplantae; Streptophyta; Magnoliopsida; Fabales; Fabaceae
Product: probable magnesium transporter NIPA7
Exons: 9
Coding region: 436-1473 (345 amino acids)
Biological process (GO): magnesium ion transport
Cellular component (GO): membrane
Molecular function (GO): magnesium ion transmembrane transporter activity
Source: RefSeq, a predicted model, not a curated record